Messenger RNA from Adineta steineri, 537 nucleotides. Lineage: Eukaryota; Metazoa; Rotifera; Eurotatoria; Adinetida; Adinetidae. The record is from the annotation of a GenBank genome assembly.
AUGAUAGAGAUUGUGAUUUUAUUCUUUACAGUCAUAGCUGUUAUCCAAGGCUCUUACAGUUGUGCACAAACAAAUGGAAUAUUUAAAAAUGAUGAUGACUUUCGAUCUUAUUAUGUGUGUACAAAUUAUUGUGAUCGUAUUGAAUAUUGUACAGAGACGACGGAAUAUUAUUCAAGUCUUGAAAGAACAUGUAAAACCGAUGGAUUUCUUUGGAUACCUGCAUAUAGUCUAACUGGAGUUCAAGAAGUAACUCCAACUGUUCAAUAUAGACAUUUUCAACAAUCGAAUUAUGAUCUAUAUUGGUCUAGUGAAACAAAAAAUCAUCAAUUCACUUUUACUGGUCGAUAUAUUAAUGAAACACAAGUAGUCGGAACUGAAAUAAUUUUAUCAUUAAAGAAUAAAUGUAUUCUUGUCAGAGAUGUUCAACUGACAGUAAAAGGUACAAAAUCAUUUUGUACAACAAAUAUUGAAAAUCGUUAUUCAAUGAAAUGUGAAUUACCUCCUAAUUAUGCUUUUUCUGGUUGUAUAAACUAUUAA